UUUAUGAUACGGAGAGCAUGUAAGUGUCUCUCGGUAUCCGCACUGAGAAAGUGACAAGUGAUUCCAGAGGUGAAGCGGUGAUGGCGAACCUUUCAGAUUUGAAAGAGAAGUGGAAGCAAGUUCCAGAAUUGGAAGAUGAAGAAAACUUCUCGCAUGCUCUGCAGCUUAGCGGCUCCGUUGUGCUUUCCAUGGCGCUGCAAUCGGCCACGGAGCUUGGCGUAUUUGAAGUCUUGAAAAAUGCGGGUGAAGGUGCCAAGCUAUCUGCGAAGGAAAUUGCGUCGCAGCUUUCGUGCAAGAACACAGAGGCACCUUCCAUGCUAGAUCGUCUUCUCGCCCUUCUUUCCUCUCAUUCCAUUCUUAAUUGUUCCCUCAUUCCCGACGAUCAAAAACUUGGAUCCUUUCACAGGCUCUACACAAUCACUCCUGUCGCUAAAUUCUUCUCUCCCAAUUCUGACGGGGUUUCCUUGGGACCCUUGUUGGCCUUGUUGCAGGAUAACAUCUUCCUACAAAGCUGGUCGGAGCUGAAAAAUGCAAUUAAGGAAGGAGGUAUUCCAUUCAACAGGGUUUAUGGCACUCAUGCUUUUGAGUAUCCAAGUUUAGACUCAAGGUUCAAUCAAGUUUUUAAUACUGCAAUGAUCAACCAUACCCCUUUGGUGAUGAAGAAGGUUCUGGAAUGCUACAAAGGUUUUGAGGACAUAAAAAGGGUUGUGGACGUUGGUGGUGGUCUUGGGAUAAACAUAAACUUGAUAACUUCCAAGUACCCUCAUAUAGAGGGUGUCAAUUUCGACUUGCCUCAUGUCAUACAACAUGCUCCUUCCUAUCCUGGUGUGGAACACGUUGGCGGAGAUAUGUUUGCAAGUGUGCCUAAAGGAGACGCCAUCUUUAUGAAGUGGAUACUUCAUGAUUGGAGUGAUGAACAUUGUUUGAAGUUGUUGAAGAACUGCUAUAAUGCAAUUCCCGACGAUGGAAAGGUGAUUAUUGUGGAGGCAGUUCUUCCAAUCAUACCAGAGACUAAUGCUGCUUGGAAGGCUAUUUCCCAGGUGGAUGUUCUGAUGAUGACUCAAAACCCGGGUGGGAAAGAGCGAACAGAACAAGAAUUCAUGGAAUUGGCAACUGCUGCCGGAUUCAGUGGCAUCAGGUAUGAAUGCUAUGUUCGUACCUUCUGGGUCAUGGAGUUCUUCAAGUAGACCCAUAGCCUCUGUAAUUCUAAUAUUUAUUAUUGUGUGUGUUUCUCAUUUUAGAUUAACAAAACAUUUUCAAGUUAGUAUUAUAUUCUAUGUAUUGGUUUGUAGAAUCUAUGAUAUAUUAUAUGAUGAUUAAGUUGUGUUUUA
Messenger RNA from Cajanus cajan (pigeon pea), 1331 nucleotides. The record is from RefSeq and is a predicted model, not a curated record. Lineage: Eukaryota; Viridiplantae; Streptophyta; Magnoliopsida; Fabales; Fabaceae.